AUGACCAAAUUUCAUGUGGUUUUCAUCUCAACCCCUGGCAUCGGAAACCUAGUCCCACUCGUCGAGUUCGCUCAGCUCCUCGGCAAUCAUGACCGUCGGUUCCACGCCACCAUCCUCAUCAUCAACAUGUCCCAGCGGCCCAUUGUCAACACCUACAUCCAAUCUCGCGCUGCCACGUGCACGAACAUCCGCUUCCUCCACCUGCCUGCGGUGGACCCGCCCUCCCCUGAUCAGUACCGGUCCUCGAUGGGCUACAUAUCCCUGCUCAUACAAAACCACAAAACCCACGUGAAGAAUGCCCUCACCAACCUCGUGUCGCCCGAGUCAGACGAGUUUAACUCGGGCCGAGUUGCUGGGCUAUUCGUGGACAUGUUUUGUACAUCCAUGAUUGAUGUUGCUAACGAGCUUGACAUUCCUUGUUACCUCUUUUUCGCUUCCCCAGCAACAUUUCUCAGCUUCAUGCUUCACCUUCCUACCUUGGAUGCCCAAAUCCCCACUGAGUUUGGUGACUCGGACACCGAGUUGAGCAUACCGGGUUUCGCUAACUCGGUGCCCCCACUCGUUUUGCCUACAGCGGUGCUGAAUAAGAAGGGGGAUGCGUACUAUUGGUAUUUAUCCCAUGCACGAAGGUACACCGAAACAAAAGGUAUUGUCGUGAAUACGUUUGGGGAAUUGGAGCCACAUGCUCUUAGUUCAUUGGCUAUGAGUCCGAUGCCGCGGGUCUACCCGAUUGGGCCAGUUCUUGAUCUUAACGGGCCGGCCCAAUGGCAUGACCCAACCCGGUAUGAAAGGGUCAUGAGAUGGCUCGAUGACCAGCCCACAUCAUCGGUCGUGUUGUUAAGCUUUGGAAGCAUGGGGAGUCUUAGCGGGCCCCAAGUGAGGGAAAUAGCGUUCGGGCUUGAACGGGCGGGGUUUCGAUUCAUAUGGGCAUUGCGUGACCCGCCCAAGUCCCAACUAGACCUCCCGAGCGACCCGGCGAGCGUGGACGACGUAUUACCAAAUGGGUUCUUGGAACGGACUUGUAAGUUGGGCUUGGUUUUUGGGCUGGUCCCACAAGCGAAGAUUUUGGCCCACCCAGCAAUCGGAGGGUUCGUAUCGCAUUGCGGUUGGAACUCGAUCUUGGAGAGCUUAUGGUACGGUGUACCGAUUGCCACGUGGCCGAUUUACGCAGAACAACAAAUGAACGCCUUUGAGAUGGUGAAGGAAUUGGGAUUGGCAAUUGAGAUUAGGUUGGAUUACAGGGAGGGUAGUGAUUUGGUGCUGGCGGAGGAGGUGGAGAGGAGCAUAAAGCACUUGAUGAACGGUGGUGAUGUGGUGAGGGCUAGGGUGAAGGAGAUGAGAGAGAAGAGUAGGAUGGUUUUGUUGGAGAAUGGAUCUUCAUACCAAGCGUUAGGAGCUUUAACUGAGAAAUUAGUGCCUAAGAUAUGA
Molecule: messenger RNA, 1428 nt
Organism: Prunus armeniaca (apricot)
Lineage: Eukaryota; Viridiplantae; Streptophyta; Magnoliopsida; Rosales; Rosaceae
Source: the annotation of a GenBank genome assembly